CGAGAGAUUUUCCUCAACCGUACACCUCUUGAAACAACCCCACUUGCACGCUCAUUCUGGCAGCAUGGAGACCACUGGCUACGCACUCGUUGUUGGCGGGGGAAGUGGAAUAGGCAAGGCCUGUGCUCUACUUUUCGCCAAAGAAGGCGCAGCUGGCGUGAUUGUUGCGGAUCUAGAUGUGUCCGCCGCCGAGACCGUGGGCGCUCAGUGCGUUUCAAUGGCCUCCAACCCCAAAUUCCGCGCCGAAGCCAUCCAGAUCGAUAUCACGCAGGAGGAAUCGGUCAAGCGUGCCGUUGAUAAGGCGGUGCAGACGUUCGGCCGCAUCGACUAUUGUGUCAAUUCCGCUGGGAUUGGCGUGCAACAAGGUACUGACAUCGUCAGCCUCUCGUUGGCCGACAUCAAGCGCUUCAUCGAGGUGAACACCAUCGGCACGUUUCUUGUUACUCGCGAGGUCUCGGCCGUGAUGCGCGGCCAGACGCCCAUCACUAAUUCCUUAUCGUCGGCGAUCCUGCGCGGCGAAACGCGCGGGGCUAUUGUCAAUCUGGGCUCUGCUUCUUCCAAGGUUGCCGCACCAGGCGUCCUACCCUACACGGCAUCCAAGCAUGCGGUUCUGGGGUUGAGCAAGAACGCAGCUCUGGACAAUGUGGAGUAUGGCAUCCGGGUGAAUUGCGUGUGUCCAUCAUGGGUGGAUACCCCGAUGGUCCAGGAGGCUGUGGCGGGGGUGGACGGACUGGCCGAUUUCAUCAAGGCGGCGGUUCCGAUGGGACGCAUUGCCCAGACCGAGGAAGUGGCCGACGCGGUGAUCUUUCUGUGCAGCCCCCGUUCGAGCUACAUCACUGGAAGCGACUUGAUAGUGGAUGGCGGGACAACUUUGACGGCUUCGCGCUAAGGUAGUGUAGUCUGCAUGAUCCUGAUGGAUCUAUCAAUCAGAUAUUUGACUGUGCAGACCUUAGGCCUGUUGUUGUGUGUUCCCUUUUUCCCGUGCAGAUCUAUGAAUAACUUCUGCUGGAACGUUGCAGACAGCGAUAUUGGAUCCUGAGUAAGCACUAAAAGCUGCGGCCUCAUCCGCUACUCCGCCGUAGCUUCUUCACCAUGCACGUCCUAGUCGCAAUUUCGCUGCAG
Messenger RNA from Aspergillus saccharolyticus JOP 1030-1, 1122 nucleotides. RefSeq names its product SDR family NAD(P)-dependent oxidoreductase. Lineage: Eukaryota; Fungi; Ascomycota; Eurotiomycetes; Eurotiales; Aspergillaceae. The record is from RefSeq and is a predicted model, not a curated record. The transcript is spliced from 4 exons. Bases 65 to 889 code for a protein of 274 amino acids. Gene Ontology annotation, molecular function: oxidoreductase activity.